This is a messenger RNA of Actinia tenebrosa (Australian red waratah sea anemone), 2957 nucleotides long. Its product is annotated as targeting protein for Xklp2 homolog. Gene Ontology annotation, biological process: activation of protein kinase activity; regulation of mitotic spindle organization. Lineage: Eukaryota; Metazoa; Cnidaria; Anthozoa; Actiniaria; Actiniidae. Gene Ontology annotation, cellular component: spindle; microtubule. The record is from RefSeq and is a predicted model, not a curated record.
ACAAGUAGGAGAAAAUAUAGAUAAUGCUUCUUUAGAGACUUCAAAAACCAAAAAUAUUUGUCCGAUUUCGCCAUAAAUUUCCGGAAAAGUAGUUUGUAAAUCCAAGAAGAGUCUAGCGUAAAAUUGUUUCACAAUGGAAGGGAAUCUUUCGGGAGAUUAUGACUUUGAUGCUCCCAUGUUUGUCGACUUCACGAAGAAUGAGCAGCUGGCAGAUUCAGACGCUGAUAGAUGGUUUGAUAACAGAGACGAUGGCAUCAUUGAGAUGGAUAGUUUGGAAGAAGAUGAACCCAUUCCGUCUGAAGUAGAAGAAACGACAACAGAAACAGAAACUAGUGAUAUCAAAACUGUUCCUUUUCCUGAAGAAAAGACCGUUGAUAAAGAUGAUCAUACGAUAGAGGAAACUCAAACCAAAGAGGGAGAAGACAGUGGACCUUUUAUGUUCUUCAAAAACAUUGCUGCGCCUAAAAAUCUCGUCACAUCUUGGAAGCCACGAAGCAACGCUUCAGCGCCUGCUGAAAGCGAGCGGCCGUCGAAAAAACAAAAGCACACAUUGCCAAAAAUCUCAAGGACAUUGAAUUCUAGUGGGUCAAAAGUUUAUGAACCUCAAGCAAAAAGACAAAAAAGUGUGCAUGAUAGUACUACAGAGCAUGUUGCGGCUCCUCUGACAAGAGCCCAACAUAAGGCUGCUAAUGCACCAAGAAGGUCCUUCCGUGUUUCCAAAAAGAGGACACCAUCUACAAGUUCCACAUCCAACACUAGUGAAGUUAACAGAAGUAUAUCAGGACCAAUGACAAAGGCUUCCAGGAAACCAAUGCCAAAAACCAAAGCUCCAAUGCUCACUAUCCCAUCUACUCCAACAUUACUGAAACGGCCAAAGGCUAAACCAAGUGUAGCACAAAAACCAAGAGAAGAAAUGGAGAUUGAAGCUAUAGAAAAAAUGAGACAAGAACUGAAGGAAAAAAGAAAACAUAAUGAGGAAUUCAUGAAGAAGGCAUUAGCAGCUGGGGCCUACACACCAUACAGGUCUGCCGAGGAUAACUUAACACAGGCUGUUGAAUUUCACUUUGAAACUGACAAGAGAAUCAAAGCUCCUCAACCACAAAUGUCCAGUGACAGCAAGGAAAAGAACUUCUUUGAAACCUUACGUCAACAUCCAGCUUCCCCUUCCUUUAAACACAGGGCUCCAACAAAGCCACAGCCAUUCCACUUCCAUAGCAACCAAAGCAAGAAGCGUAAAAUGACAGACGAAGAAGACAACUCAUGCGAAGGCUACGUUUCAAUGGCUCAGCAUUGCUACAAAUUUCAAAAUGCAACACCCCCAAGAUUCCGUACCAAAAACAUCAAAGAAACUAACUCGGGCCCACCUGUGUCUGAUGCUAAUAAGAGUGCUUCCAAGCUGACUUGCCCAAAGACUCCAAACUUGUCCAGUAAAACAAGGAAGAGACCUCUGCCUGAGGAUUGCCUGAGCCGAGAACAGCAAGAGGAAAAAGAGGCUGAAGAAAUGAGAAACUACAAGUUCAAGGCCAGAGAGUUUGAUCCUAAAAUAGUAGAGAAACAAGGAACCUAUGGGCUGAAACCUCUGCAGCCCAAGAACCUAACAGAGGUCAAGCCAUUUAUGCUGGCAUCAGAACAACGUUCAGAGAUAUAUAAACAAAAAGAAAAGGAAUCCCAAGUAGAGGAGAAACCUGUCAUAUUCAAAGCUCAACCUGUACCAGAGUUUGACAAAAUAGAGUUCAAACCAGAACUUCCACACCAAGCAACCAAGCAAAAACCUUUCUCGUUUGAAGAACGAAACAAACAAUUGCAAGUCAAGAAAGAACAAAAGAUUCAAAGUGUUUUAGAAGAGGAGAAAAAGGCAAGAGAGUUCCAUGCUCAGCCACUGCAAAGCUUCUCUCCAAUGAAGUUAAUAUCGACUUCAAAGUCCCUUACCAAAUUUGAGCCAUUCAACUUGGAGACUGAAAACAGAGGGGCCCAAAAAGCUGACCAAUGGAUUAAAAAGGUUCAAGAAGAUCUUCAGGAGGAAAGAAAGAAAGUUGUCUUCAAGGCACAUUCUAGCAAUGUUCUUUAUCAAGCACCUUUUAUACCCAAGAAAUCUCUCAAACCAAACACCAUGUUUGAAGAAUUUGACCUCAACUCCGAGCGCCGAGCUCAAGAGAGAGAAGCCUAUGAGAUGAAUAAGAAAGAGAGGGAAAUGGAAAAUCUAGAGCUUCAGCGUCAACGAGAACUAGAACGAGAAGAAGAGGAGAGAAGAAAUAUUGCGAUAUUGAGAAAGCAAUUAGUUCAUAAAUCUAAUCCUAUUAGAUCCUACAAACAGGUAGAAAUUCUUCCCAGCAACAAACCUUUGACACACCYUGAAUCGCCAGCAUGGAACACUACAGAAAGAAAGAAAAUGCGUGUGUAGGAUGCUUAAAACGUCUUUUUAUUUUUGCAUGGAAUUCAUAAAGUGACAGUGACAUUUUUUUUUACUACAAGACUGCUGCAUCAUAAAGUUCAGUUGAAAAAAGGGUAUUUUUUCAUAUUUGACAAAAUAAAAACCAAAAGCAACUGUAAGCUUGCUUCUUCCUAAAUGUAAAUAUUUUGACUUAUCAUCUAAAUUUUUUGACAAUUUUCCUAACUUUGCUACAUUAAUACCUUAGUAUCCCCUUAAAAAAGUAUUGUGGUCAGCAAAUCAUUUGUUUUCUGGACUACAAAAAUUAAUGGGGUUCUAAUGCAAACAGGCUAAAUGAGGCUUAUAUGUUUUAGUUUCUUUUAAUGAAGCUCAAAACUUCAAAACAUAUGAAGUUAUCAUUGUUGUAGAAAUCUUUUGAGAAUUGGAACCUAUUGUUUUCCCCCAGAUUGAGCUUCAUUUCAAAGUGCUGCAAGGGGUCUAUAUAAGUUAUGCCAAUUACCCAGAAAAGUAAGCUCAAACAUUGCUGACGUACUCAAUGAGUUCAAAUAAAAGUUGGUUUAUCUGGUAA